Molecule: messenger RNA, 4266 nt
Organism: Anguilla anguilla (European eel)
Lineage: Eukaryota; Metazoa; Chordata; Actinopteri; Anguilliformes; Anguillidae
Product: ETS-related transcription factor Elf-1-like
Exons: 10
Coding region: 715-2631 (638 amino acids)
Biological process (GO): regulation of transcription by RNA polymerase II; cell differentiation
Cellular component (GO): nucleus
Molecular function (GO): sequence-specific DNA binding; DNA-binding transcription factor activity, RNA polymerase II-specific
Source: RefSeq, a predicted model, not a curated record
GGCUGUCUGUUCUCAGACUCACUGCUGGAGAACAAGUUGCUUCACCGUAACUUCUCCUUUUCUAAAAUUUACACCAGCAGUUGUAGUCUCUCUUUUUUUCUCCUCCUUUUUCGUAUUUGUUGCAUUCUACGCCGCAGCGAGGGGUGAGAUUCAAGCUGACUCGGAAUACCUCGACCUGCUCUCCCCAGACACGCCCAAGGAUUAUUUUCGCCUGACAGCUCGGUAGUUUUGUGGGGCUCUUUCUUUUUUCGUGUGGGGGUGUUGGAAGUCAGGUUCUUCACUUUUUUUUCUUCUUCUGCUCUUAACAUGAAGACUGAGACGAAGGCUUUGUUUCAGUGAGGAGGGGUGGUGUUUAAGCAACAACCUCGUCGGACCGGGUCCCGUGCCCUUCUCAAAGCAGCCAAAUAGGAGGCUCCCGCCAUCUCCGUCGUGACCGUGAUGGCUUCAGCGCUCCAGCCUCUGUAUCAGAGAGAGAAGAGCCAGACGCCAUCUGGGGUACACUCAGCACGCUCCCAAACCCCCCAAAGAAGCUAAGGCCAGCCACUGCGGGACGCCCGGAUUGGAAGAGGAAGCGAUCGUCCCCGCGUCCGUCUUCGGCAGUGUUCCGUUGCUCUGACAGCUUCCUGUUCCGUAGCAGGUCACAGGAGGGGAGGGAGCCUCCCCCCCCUUCUCCCCGCUUACGGCAUCUCUUGCCCUCUGACCCCCCUGGUCGCCAUGACAACUGUUGCCCAGUCAGGCGAACUGAUGUUUGAGUUCGCCAGCAAUGGAAUGGACGAAAUCAACCAGCUGGAUGACCCCUCGGUGUUCCCCUCGGUGAUCGUGGAGCAGGUGCCGUCGGCGGACCUGAUGCAGGUGUACUGCAGGCUGGACUCGGACGAGGCGCCCAACGGCAUCAUGGCCAACCCCUCCCUGGACGUGGCCGAGGAGCAGAUCAUGGGCGGAGACAUCGGGCUCCUGGUCGAAACAGCAGGUUCAGACCCAGGAGAGAACAUGGAGACUGUCGAGGCGGCAGAAGCUCUACUCAAUAUGGAAUCCCCCAACAACAUCUUGGACGAGAAGCGCAUGAUUCACACAUAUGGUGCCCUGCUGGACCCUGAAAUCAGCUACAUACCGCUGAAGCCAGAGCAGCUGUCCAGCGGCUGCGCGGACUGGUCGCCGGACGACGAGUCCUCCUCCAUGGACGAGAUCCCGCGGAAGUGCCCCACAAAACCACAGAAGAAGAAAGUGCGGAAACCCCGGGCGGCCCGGCCCUGCUCCCCCAUCAGCGCCCCCAGCCUGCCACUCAGGAAGAAGAACAAGGAGGGCAAAGGGAACACCAUCUACCUGUGGGAGUUUCUUCUGGCCUUGCUGCAGGACAAAAACACCUGUCCCAAGUACAUCAAGUGGACGCAGAGGGAGAAGGGCAUCUUCAAGCUGGUGGACUCCAAGGCUGUGUCCAAGCUAUGGGGAAAACACAAGAACAAGCCGGACAUGAACUAUGAGACCAUGGGAAGGGCCCUCAGAUAUUACUAUCAGCGAGGGAUCCUGGCCAAGGUUGAGGGCCAGAGGCUGGUGUACCAGUUUAAGGAGAUGCCCCCCGACCUGGUCAUCAUUGACGACGAGGACCAGGGCCCAGACUGCACCCCGGGCUACGGGGGCCACCGCACUGGCCCUAACGGCAGAGGCGCCCCCCGUGGGACGUCCCGGGGCGGGCAGGGCAGGCCCGUGCUGCAGAAGCCGGUGAAGAGGGAGGCCAGCCCCAUUCAGCUGUACGAGGGCGAGGACAUCAAGCCCACUGAGCAGCAGCUGCUGCAGACCGUGCACGUGCUGCAGCCCAAUCAGGGCGCGGCUGUUCCCGCCCCCGUGCACACUGUCAGGACCAUUAACGUGCCCGCCUCCGUGCCCAUGAUGCUGACCCCGGGGGGUGCGGGAGGGGGUACGGUCACCCUGCAGACGGUGCCGCUGACCACCGUCCUGGCCAGCGAGGACUCCGACCACGCCUCCCAGCCGCAGAGGGUCAUCCUGCACGCCGUGUCCUCCGCCUCCUCCGUGCCCGGGGGCAAAGACAUACUGACCUUCCAGACGGCUGCCAGCCUGCCGGACAGCCUCCACCACCCCCAGCUCCUGGUGACCAGCCUGGGCGCGUCCGGCCUGUCCACCGCCCACGGGGGCUCCCUCAACGGCCUCGCCCGCCUGGUUACCCUCAACUCCAGCGGCCAGCCCGUGGUCGCCCAGCAAUCGGGCACCGUCAUCGCCACGGUGCUGAAGCCCGGAGAGUUCCAGGGCCUGCAGGUGAAGGAGGAGGUCCUGGACGCCCAGUACCUCCAGUCCCUCGUCAACUGCGCCGGGUACGGGGAGGCGGAGGGAGGCUACAGGACUGUCGUCAUGGAGAGCGCCCAGGAGCCCUGCACGGAGGGCGCGAUCAACGGACAUUCGGAGCUCGGGGCGGAGCAGGGCGGUCCCAGCGAGGGCCUGACCCCCGUGGAGCAGCUGGAGGACCGCGGGGAGUCCGCCCUGCAGGCCGAACGCAGGGCCAAGGAGCUGGCGGUCUCCUCGGGUCUACAGGACCUGCCCGUCACCCUCCACUCAACCAUCGCCUCCUCCUCCCACCUGAUCCCCAUCCAGGUAAAGCUGGAGCCCGUGGACUCAUAGAACAGCAGGCUCUGGCGCUCCCCAACCAAACCAAGCUGGAAAUGCACAAGGUGAAACAAACACAAUCCAAAGACUUUUUUUUUCAGCAAUCCAGUCAUUUCCCCUUGGAUUGAAGGGGAUUUGUAAUUUAUUGCCCUUAAUUGCAGGUCUUUUGAUGGCCUAAGAUUUUUGUUUACUAUGAAAUGUUGUGCCUAAAUUUGAAUGUCAAGGGAUGAUUAGGUUUCUUUUUUUUACCAAUAGGGCUCUGUAAAGCCCGGUGUGGGCCUAUCUUUGUGUGCCCCUCAUUAACCGCCUUGAAUGGCCAUCAGCCAUUGGAUCUCCAGGGAUAUAUCCACCAGACGUGCCAGUUAGAUGAUAUUUAUUUGCUACCACGAGUCUCAUCAGAAAGGCUGUGGAACAUGCUUUCUGUCGACCUGAUGAGGAACUGCUCCUGUGAACUGGGACGAGCUGUACGUUGCGACGUAAGAAGCCAGUCACCGAAAAUAAAUCGUCGGGGGAAGAUGGGAAGAACACAAUGCAAAGCAACAGUGGACUGCAAAAGCAAACUUUGUGUGCUUGCCUUCCACCGCUGUUCAAUUGACAUGGCAAAGACCAAAGAAUGGGCAAAAAAGCAUUCACAAUUAAAACCGUACGUGCAGACCCGUACCAAAGCGUGCUCUAUGAAUAGAAUGUUUAUGAGUCUUGGAAUAUUUUCACUGGUUCCUAGUGUUAUGUUGGAGUUUAUGAAAGAGAGGCUGCAGACAUUGCGACAGGAUUCACUGUGAUAGGCUACUGAAUCUCCCUCUGUUCCCUUCAAUCACGGUGUCAUUGAGGUGUACCUUCGCCUCAAUUACCUGUGGCCUUAAAGCAUCGUGUUGCCAUGGAAAUGGCCAUUCCCAGUCGUCCUUCAAGACAGUGAUUAUAGCCAUGUAUGUAUAUAGAUGUAGACUUUUUAUGAUAAAAAAUACAAUGAUACUGAUUUUUUUUUAAAAAUUCGCUGGUGAAAUAUACCUGCUUCUUUGAAGUCGUAUUCUCUUAGUAAAGCUUUGAACAUGUUUAUAUGGAGCAAAUAUAUAUAUAUAUAUAUAUAUUAAAAUAUAGCCUACUAUUAAGAUUAAACUCAAGACCACAGUUUAAUUUAUUUUUAGGGAAUUCUAAAAUCUGUAUAAAAAAAUGAGUUUGAGGCACAUUUUACUAUAGGGGAUAAUAUACAAAGUAUAUUAAAAAAAUUUUAAAGCGAAGUUGCAGUUCGAUACUUUAUUUAAUUUCUGUGCAGACGCAAAACAAUUAACAUAGUUUUUCUAAGCAUUCCUGCUAACUGGUCGAUUUUUAUAUUUCCAAACCGCUGUAUGGUACCGGGGAGAUCCGGACAGACGCCCUGACGUGAAUGUGGUUAAUUUUCUACGCAAACAGUCCCUGUGUUGUCAACUCUGUAAUGUAAAUAUUUUUACCGAGGCCAUUUUUUCCUCCAUAUUUUAAGUGUAGCAUGCAUGCUUUGGGUUCGCUCUCUCUGCUGACACACUCCCGCCUCAAUCAGCCACCCGUCGGAAUAAAGAGGUUCCAUUUGACCUUCCCUCGUUGACCCCAUCUCUCAUUCCCUAGCCCGUAUACAGACAAUCAAAUCCCAACGGUUUCCACUCUCCAGUAACACAGCUA